AUGGACAAGGUUUUUACUGCAUACCAGGAUCGACAAGCAGUCCUGGAGAAGUCCACCAAUCCGUUUGCCAAAGGCAUCGCAUGGGUAGAGGGACAACUCGUUCCACUCGCAGAAGCACGAAUUCCGCUUAUGGAUCAAGGCUUUAUGCACAGCAACUUGACCUACGACGUUCCCUCUGUUUGGGAUGGUCGCUUCUUCCGCCUAGACGACCACCUCAGCCGUUUGGAGGCCAGCUGCACCAAGUUGCGUCUCCGACUCCCUCUGCCCCGCGAGGAGGUCAAGAAGAUCCUGGUUGACAUGGUAGCUAAGAGUGGCAUUCGCGACGCCUUUGUGGAGCUCAUUGUGACCCGUGGCCUGAAAGGUGUCCGAGGCGCGAAGCCGGAGGAUCUACUGAACAACAAUCUGUACAUGUUCAUUCAGCCUUACGUUUGGUGCAUGGAUCCUGAAGACCAGCCUCACGGGGGCUCCGCAGUUAUCGCACGAACUGUCCGCAGGGUUCCUCCAGGGGCCAUCGAUCCCACCGUCAAAAACCUCCAGUGGGGUGACUUGGUGCGAGGUCUCUUCGAGGCUUCUGACCGAGGCGCUACCUAUCCUUUCUUGACUGACGGCGACUCGAACCUUACGGAAGGCUCUGGGUUUAACAUCUGCCUCAUCAAGGACGGCACUCUUUUCACACCUGAUCGUGGCGUCCUUGAGGGUGUGACGAGAAAGAGCGUUCUUGAAGUUGCUGAGGCAAACAAGAUUCCUAUCCGUAAGGAGGUUGUUCCUGUCGAACUGGCCUACCAGGCGGAUGAAAUACUGAUGUGUACGACGGCUGGGGGCAUCAUGCCAAUUACCAAACUUGACGGCCAGCCCGUCAAUGGAACGGGUAAAGUUGGGCCUCUGACGAAGAAGAUCUGGGAUGGAUAUUGGGCGCUGCAUUACAGCCCUACGCACAGCUUUGAGAUAGACUACAGUACUGCUUAG
Colletotrichum aenigma is the source of this 966-nucleotide messenger RNA. RefSeq names its product putative branched-chain-amino-acid aminotransferase (gene ilvE-1). The record is from RefSeq and is a predicted model, not a curated record. The transcript has a single exon. Gene Ontology annotation, molecular function: catalytic activity. Bases 1 to 966 code for a protein of 321 amino acids. NCBI's taxonomy places the organism in Eukaryota, Fungi, Ascomycota, Sordariomycetes, Glomerellales, Glomerellaceae. Gene Ontology annotation, biological process: carboxylic acid metabolic process.